This is a messenger RNA of Gadus chalcogrammus (walleye pollock), 2184 nucleotides long. It is a transcript of the gene c23h8orf34, whose product is annotated as chromosome 23 C8orf34 homolog. The transcript has 15 exons. Bases 6 to 1751 code for a protein of 581 amino acids. The record is from RefSeq and is a predicted model, not a curated record. Lineage: Eukaryota; Metazoa; Chordata; Actinopteri; Gadiformes; Gadidae.
UCUUCAUGGCGUCUCCACAACAGUCAAGGAUUCAGUCGUAUCUGGAGAGCAAUAAGAUCGGACCCUUGUUUGAGGAAUUGAUGACCAAAUUGAUAACUGAGACCCCAGACCACCCUAUCCCUUUUCUUAUUGAUCACCUGCAGACCAAGCAAGGCAGCCCUGGCAGGCUACAGAGGACUCUGUCGGGCUCUGCAGCGCUGUGGGCUGACGGCUCGGCCGCGGAGAGCAAAAGCACUCGAAGGGAGUGCAGGAACUUUGAGAAGCCAUGGCAGGUACAUUCUAAAAAACCCAAGAAAUCUAAGAGUGACCUGGCCAUGUCCAGUAUAUCCCCUCCUUCUCCAGAGUCCAAAUCACUGCCGCGGGCCAAUGAGUACCCCUGGUGGGAGUGGAGGGAGAGCCGGGACUUCGACGAGCUCAACCACAUCCUUCAGGAGAGCAAGAAGCUGGGCAAGGCCCUGGAGAGCCUGUCCCGCAGCAUCGCCAUCUCAGACGAGCUAGACCAGAACCUGGGGUGCUUCGACUCCUCGCUGCGCCCCCGGGUGGUGGGGGAGUGGGUGGGCCGGCAGGAGGUGGACUCUGACCCGCUGGCGGCGGAGAUGUUGCAGCCCCCAGUCCCCCGAGCCAAGAGCGAGACCUGGGGCAGCCGGGACAGCAGUCCUGCUGGGAGUCCGGCCUCCACGCACACCGGGCCGAUGAAUGGGUCUUCUCAUGUGGAGGGGCCCCAGGAGGACCUGGAUGACCUGCGUAUGGAGGGAGUCACGGGGCUGGUUCCUUCGGGGAGUAAGUUCAGCCAAGGACGCAGCUCGUAUCAGUCGGAGCCCCAGGCCAAAGUCACGCUCAACAUCUGCUCCAGAUGUGCCAGGUUGCAGGGGGACAGCCUGUCGGACACGAGAAGCGUGGAAGGGCAUGCGUCUCACGUCCCGGAGCAAGCUGUACCUGACAUCUCUGCUUUGUUGCCCGGGGUGGAUACAGUGGCAGGUCGGCUGAAGGAAUUUGAAGUUGCUUCUCAGCGUCAGCCAGUCUGGGAGUCUGAUCUGAAGCCCGUGAGGGGGGGCAGCGCCGCGGGCCAGCCGCUGCUCGGAGACUCCCUCUUCUCCAAGGAGCUGGAGACCAUGGGCAAACACCUCGCUGAGGUGGAAAAGGACCUGGCCAAGUUGGCCGAGGCCGGGAAGAUGACCAGCAGAGGCCUGAACAACCCGGCCAGCAGCGGCCUCCUCAGCCCCCUGCUGCAGCACAGGACGUUGCCCAACACCCUGCCCCUCCAGAGCCUGCUCUCCAGGCCCCAGUCCCCCGCCGGCGGCCUCUCCUCCAAGCCCAGCUCCGGGGGGCUCCCCAUGCUCAGCCCCAAGCACAGCUCGCUGACCGGCGGUCGGACCGUCAGCAACCCCGGGAGCAGGACUCAAACCCCCAGAACCCCCAGCAGGCCUUUGACCCCCAACAGCCUGAUGUCACGCUCUGGAGGCCACAAGGAGGUGACCUUCAGGAGGUCCCGGAGCCGGCCCGUGACGCCCACCUGUCAGCCCAUGCGUCCCCGCCCGCUGCUCACUCCGCCGGGGCUGAGCACCACGGAUAGCCUGGGGGCCAGCCUACGGGCCUACCUCUCUGAGGAUGAGUUCUACCAGCAGCUACAGGGCAUCAGGCAGCCCUGGCACCUUCCCAGUGACCCGGAGGGCGACAUGCUGGAACCGCCUGAGCAGGACAGGAGCGGAGUACGAGACGGCAAGAAGAGGUCUGUGUUCUCAGGCCUUUAACGACGAAAGACCAGGGACACUAAUCCAAUCAAACUAUUAUGCAAACCACUGGACAUUUUGAAUAUGUGUACAGGGACAAUUAUUUUUUUAGAAUAUGAAUAAUAAAGAGAUUGUAUACUUUUUCACAAAUGCUAGUGUUUCAUAGACAAUGUAGCCCUUGGAAAUCUCUAUGAUAUCACAUGAAAUAGAAAAAAAAAGGUGCAAUAUGCUAAUUAUUUUUGUCUGCCCUUUAGCAUGCGAUUGAACUUGAAGAAAAAAAAUAAAAAGAGAUGUACUCUUUUUUUUAAGCCCAAUAAUAAAUUAUGUUUAGGGCAGCACACACUUAUGUAUGUUUAGAGGAAAAAAGUCCUUUAUAUGCACUGUCCGGAUGUAGCACUUUGAAAGACAUAGUUGUAGAGAUUACAAAGAAUGCUGUUAUGCUAUCGAAAAAACC